This is a messenger RNA of Phyllostomus discolor (pale spear-nosed bat), 2911 nucleotides long. RefSeq names its product RRAD and GEM like GTPase 2 (gene REM2). Gene Ontology annotation, biological process: negative regulation of high voltage-gated calcium channel activity. The record is from RefSeq and is a predicted model, not a curated record. Gene Ontology annotation, cellular component: plasma membrane. Gene Ontology annotation, molecular function: GTPase activity; calcium channel regulator activity; GTP binding. Lineage: Eukaryota; Metazoa; Chordata; Mammalia; Chiroptera; Phyllostomidae. The transcript is spliced from 5 exons. Bases 1113 to 2135 code for a protein of 340 amino acids.
UGUCCUUGCUUUUUUUUUUUUUCUUCCAGUGCCGUGAUUGAUUUGGGGACCAGCCACCCGCCUACCACUGUGAGCCUUACAGUCAUGAGGAUGAAAGGCAAUAAUGCAGGAAGCUGCUUAGCUCAGCACCUGGCAAAAAUAGGGUCAGGGGCUGCCAGGAAAUCAAAACGUUUGGGUGCUUGCGGGUGUCGGGAAGGAAGACAAGAGUGGACGCCUGAAGGGAAAAGAAACCAGGCAGGAAAGGAACAGUAAAAGACAGGUCCUUCGGUCUUUGCAGAGAGCUAGACUGACCCACAGAGGGACUGGAGGGGCGGGGCUGGCACUCUCCACCCCCACCUUUGGGUUGGGAACUUCCAGAGGGUUGGUCUCUCCCUUUUUUCCUGCUCUGAUUAACACUGGGCUGGUGGGCCUGGCAGGAGGGGGGAGGAACCACAAUGGUUUGCACCACCUGAACUUAGUGACAAAAGGGCGCUGCCCAAACAAAGCCCCUACCUGCCUAGGAGCCAGGCUGGGAAACAGGUACUUCUGUGGGGCUUGGAUGAGAAGGAGUGGCGUGGGGAAGGAGAGAAUGUUGGGGAAACUUGGUGGCAUGGUGACUGUCCCUCUCUCUCUGCAUUUCUUUUGGUUUCUUCUCAAGCCCCUCCACUUAGCCACAGAGCACCCUCGGCUGGACACUGGGCUAGGGGGCUGGGGACACGGGGACAAAAGACUCAUAAUCCUGGCUGCUGGAGAAAGAUGUCUGGUCCCCGUGUCUCUGCCUCCUGCAGCGCUCAGCCCCCUUAUCCACCGACCCCUCGCCCCACUUCUCUGAACCCCUCUCUCCUUCUGCCCUCUGAGUUUAUUCUGUCUUAACCAGACCUGCAGUGUGUGUGCUCCCAGAGGGAAGCGACACAAAAGGGUUGGGGGUGGGGGGCGUGCAGAAAGGAGGGAAUCCCGCUGACAUCACUCAUUAGCAUGUGUGACCUCAUCAGGAGGCGGGACAAUUUCCCCAGGUGUCUGGCGGUGGGGGGGGGGGACACGUAGCGGGGUGGCAUUUGAAGGGAAAAGCUGACAGUGCUGCCGAGUGAGGGAGCGGGUGCUGCGAAGGGCCGCCGGGCUGCACACGCACGCCGAUGCAUUCGGACCUGGACGCCGACAUGGACACGGACACAGAAACCACAGCACUCUGCCCCUCCGGCAACCACCAGGCCUCCCCGCCAGGGACGCCCACACCAGAAGCAAAUGCCACACUGCUGAAGAAGCAAGAUAAACUGCUGGCAGAGCUGGACCGGAGCGAGCCACCCUCUGCCCCAGGGGCCCCCAGACGAAGAGGCAGUAUGCCUGUCCCCUACAAGCACCAGCUGCGGCGGGCCCAGGCUGUAGAUGAACUUGACUGGCCACCUCAAGCCUCAUCCUCUGGUUCCUCUGACUCCUUGGGAUCAGGGGAGGGAGCCCUUACCCAAAAGGACAGCAUCUUCAAGGUCAUGCUGGUGGGGGAAAGCGGCGUGGGCAAGAGCACCCUAGCAGGCACUUUCGGUGGUCUCCAGGGAGACAAUGCUCAUGAGCCAGAGAACCCAGAGGACACCUAUGAGAGACGCAUCACGGUGGAUAAGGAGGAAGUGACUUUAGUUGUCUAUGACAUCUGGGAACAGGGGGAUGCAGGAGGGUGGCUGAGGGACCACUGCCUUCAGACCGGGGAUGCCUUUCUCAUCGUCUUCUCAGUCACUGACCGACGAAGCUUCUCCAAAGUUCCAGAGACCCUACUUCGACUCCGGGCUGGGAGGCCCCACCACGACCUUCCUGUCAUCCUGGUUGGAAACAAGAGUGACCUGGCCCGCUCCAGGGAGGUCUCACUGGAGGAGGGCCGCCACCUAGCAGGAACACUGAGCUGCAAGCACAUCGAGACAUCUGCCGCUCUGCACCACAACACGCACGAGCUCUUCGAGGGAGCAGUCCGUCAGAUCCGGCUGCGGCGCGGCCGGAGCCGCGCGGGGCUCCAGCGGCAGGAGUUGGGCAGCCCCGAGGGCGCCGCGCCAUCUGCGCGCCGCGAGAGCCUCACCAAGAAGGCCAAGCGCUUCCUCGCCAACCUGGUGCCCCGCAAUGCCAAGUUUUUCAAGCAGCGCUCCAGGUCGUGUCACGACCUCUCCGUGCUCUGAGCCGCCGUCGCCAUGGUGACCUCGGUCGCCAUGGUGACCACUCACUCAGCCUGACCCCUCGCCUAGCCCCUCCCCGCCCUGCCCCGCCCCUAUCGGGCUUCCUUUGCGAAGACGGGCUAGGAAACCAAAAGCUCCCAGAACGCCGGGUUUGACCGUGGGGCUUGCGGGGAGGUCUUCAGAUACAUCCUCCUCCUCUCCUACCCCCAGCCUGGGCACCUGGGAGGCAGGACUCGGAACCAGCGGGGCACACCGCGGUGGGCGGGCGGGCGCAGCGGUUCUGGUGGGCUGGAAGGAAAAUCGUUUUGCAAGAUAUUUUGUUUUUUAUUACUUCGCGCUUGACCACCUCUCCUGCAAAGAGAUCCUAAAGCCGAGAACUACAAAAGUGCUUUGUAGACUCCUUUACAGGGUUUUCCACCUUUGUACUCUACACUAAUAUGCCUCACCUUUAAGAGAUUCUUAAAGGUAAAUACACGGAGACCCUUCUCGGAGACUUUUCCUAAAACGUUCUGGCUCUUACCUGCUGCACUUGUUCACGUGCCUUUAAGAAGUUAAAGGCAAGGGUCUGGAAGUGCUAGUUGUGAGAAUUAUUUCUCUGGUUUAUCACUACACCAUGGCACUUCUCCUUUAAGGCUAUUAAAGGUGAGGUGUGGACAGUCUUUUGCCUUCAGAUGCCAGCGUGAGGAGCUGAGCGGGUGGUACCCCCCCUUUGGCCAGGACCCAGGAGGUACCAGCAAGGGGCCACCCUUCCCUUUUCAAUAAAGAGUUUUUCUACUGCA